This is a messenger RNA of Cyphellophora europaea CBS 101466, 1359 nucleotides long. RefSeq lists its product as uncharacterized. The record is from RefSeq and is a predicted model, not a curated record. Lineage: Eukaryota; Fungi; Ascomycota; Eurotiomycetes; Chaetothyriales; Cyphellophoraceae. The transcript is spliced from 2 exons. Bases 1 to 1359 code for a protein of 452 amino acids.
AUGCCUUUUGCCAAGUUCAAGAAGCGAUCCGGGCAUAGCAACGCUUUUGAUGCAGAUGCAGAGAUGGAUAGACAACCAUCGACAGUCAACAUUGACAAUCCCACCACGCCACUUGUCCAGACCUCUCCCCAGGACGAACAAAUUGUGACGAUGCCGGAGAAACCAAGCCUACAGCAACGAUGGACUCGCCUCUGGCGGCAUCGUAUCGAUCUCUACCAUCCUGAGCCAAGGAAGAAAGUGACCUACCGCCUCGUUGUCUUCGUGCCGCUUUUGAGUUUGACCGGAUUCAUGCUGUAUAUACUCUACCUCGCAGCAAUAGCCUCUAUCCUGCGGUCCUUGCAGCCCCCUACCCCACAGAACGGCUUGCAAAUGAUCAUCGAUGCGUGGCGUGGAGCCGAAUCGGCGGACGCUAGGUUGCUAGACAUCGAUUCGUACACCUUUUCAUCCUCUGUGACUCCCAAACCAUGUCACAGCCACAAUGACUAUAUGCAUCGCGUGCCACUGUUUGAGGCUCUGGCUGCGGGUUGCGUGAGCGUUGAGGCCGAUAUUUACCUGCCUUUGGACAACGCGAGCAAGAACACAAGCGAGCUGCUGGUAAGCCACAAGCGCAGCGCCUUGUCAUCACUCCGCACACUACGAAGUCUGUAUACCGAACCGCUGUUGACGGUUCUGAAGGCGAUGAACCCGUCUGUUGCAAACGACACCGACCUGAACGGGCCUUUCCUGUCCGAUUCCUCGACUUACCUGACUCUCCUGUUGGACUUCAAGGAAUUGUCGCCCGACGCAUUGGCUCAAUCUCUUGCUCUACUGCAGUCUCAUCUCACGCCCUUGCGCAAUGCCGGCUUCCUUACUACCUACAACAACGUCACCAUAAGCAUCGACCAGCGACCACUGACAAUUGUUGCUUCCGGCGCUCUUCCUUUGGACAUGAUCAUGGACCCGACGCUCAACCCACAUGACGAUGUCUUCCUCGACGCCCCACUUAACGAUCUCUUCCCCAAUGGCCGAGAUACAGACUCACCCUACAACAUCUCCAACAGCGCGAUGGCGUCGGCUUCAUUGUCGACUGCGAUUGGCAAUCCUGGGGUUCUGUCAGGAGCUUUCAGUGAGAGCCAGAAGAACAAGAUGGGUGAACAAGUCGCGCAAGCCGCCCAGUUGGGCUUGAAGUCACGCUACUGGGGAACGCCAGCGUGGCCGGCAGGCAGCAUGGGAUAUGUGUGGCGCGAGUUGCUGCAACGCGGUAUCAGCGUGCUGAAUGUCGAUGAGCUGGGUUUGUUUGCCCGGUGGAGGUGGGACGAAGGAAAGUUGUCCAAGUGGUGCUGGCUUCUAGGGAGUGUUGUGGGCGGAGUGUGUCGAUAA